Telopea speciosissima is the source of this 2493-nucleotide messenger RNA. Its product is annotated as protein PAF1 homolog. The transcript has 12 exons. Lineage: Eukaryota; Viridiplantae; Streptophyta; Magnoliopsida; Proteales; Proteaceae. The record is from RefSeq and is a predicted model, not a curated record. Gene Ontology annotation, molecular function: chromatin binding; RNA polymerase II complex binding. Gene Ontology annotation, cellular component: Cdc73/Paf1 complex. Gene Ontology annotation, biological process: transcription elongation by RNA polymerase II. The coding region runs from base 154 to 2343 and encodes 729 amino acids.
UCAAGAUUGAAUGUACUGUGGCUUCUGGUUUUGAGACUAUCUUGAAUGUAUUAGUUAAGUAACGGCGGAUGUGUGUUCUUGUUGGAGAUCGAUCUGAGACCCGUAAUUUUGCUUUUGAGUUGGGAAUAGGAAACCCUUGAGUGGGAGAGAAUCAUGGCGUCGUACAGGUCGUUCCCUCCCCAAUCUUCGUUCGUUCCGCCGAGUCAGAACCCUCUACCUCCACCGCCAGGUCCGCCACCGCCGAGGCCGAAUCAGUACCCUCAAAAUCGAUCUGGUCCUCCUCCUUCUUCUUAUACACCAAAUUACAGCCAAACUAACCCCAAUACGAACUUCCAUCAUGGUGGAUACGGAUCUUCUUCUCAGCAUUAUGGCCCUCCGAGAGGUCAACCUUCUCUCCAUCACCACCAGCAGCAACCGCCACAACAACAACAGUACCAGUAUCAGGUUCCGCCUCCGCCACCGGCGCCACAGUCGUCGUAUCAGCCUCCGAUGCCGCCGGCUUCCUUGAACCCACAACCGCAGCCUCCGCCACCCCCAAUGUACUAUCCGUCUUCUCAAUAUCCUCCCCAGUACAACAACCAUUCAGUUCCUCCGCCCCCCAUGGCUCCACCACCACCGCCUCCUCCUUCGUCACCUCCACCAAAUUCAGCAGUUCCUCCUCCUCCUCCGCCGCUUCCCCCUCCCUCACUACCGCCACCACCACCUCCUUCGUCUGCCCCUCUAUCAAAUCAGGGUAAGGAGAGUGGACCAGACAGUCACGGGCACGACAGAGGGGCACCCAAGGACUCUAAUGCUGUUGGGUGGAGAGAAUCAGGGCAUGUGAAACAUGGGCUUCCUUCUAAACAGCAGCCAAAGGCUUCUGCUGCUCCUUCGGUUCCAGCAGGUAAACCGAGUGGGCCCGUUGAGAGGGUUGAGACGGAGGAAGAGAGGAGGUUGAGGAAGAAGAGGGAGUAUGAGAAGCAGAGGCAUGAGGAGAAGCAUAGGCAGCAGUUGAAGGAGUCUCAGAAUACUGUGUUGCAUAAGACGCAAAUGAUGUCUUCUGGGAUGAAGAGUCAUGGUUCUAUUGUGGGCUCUCGCAUGGGAGAGAGGAAAACCACUCCAUUUUUAAGUGGUGAAAGGAUUGAAAAUAGGUUAAAGAAGCCAACUACAUUUUUGUGCAAGUUGAAGUUCCGGAAUGAACUUUCAGAUCCAACAGCCCAGCCCAAGCUCUUGUCGUUGAACACUAAUAAAGAUCAGUACACCAAAUAUACUAUCACAUCAUUGGAGAAAAUGCACAAACCUAAACUUUUUGUUGAGCCAGAUCUCGGGAUACCACUUGACCUACUUGAAAUCAGUGUAUACAAUCCUCCCAGAAUAAGACCUCCCCUUGCUCCAGAAGAUGAAGAACUGUUACGUGAUGGUGAUUUAGUAACCCCUGUGAAACCAGAUGGAAUUAGAAGAAAAGAGCGGCCUACAGAUAAAGGUUUUUCUUGGCUUGUUAAGACACAAUAUAUUUCUCCUCUUAGCAUGGAUGCAGCAAAACAGUCCCUAACUGAAAAGCAAGCCAAAGAACUACGAGAGACAAGGGAUGGCCACAAUCUUUUGGAGAAUCUCAAUAACAGGGAAAAACAAAUCCAGGCAAUUGAAGCUUCAUUUGAGGCAUGCAAGUCACUUCCAGUGCAUGCAACCAAUAAGUCAUUGCAACCUGUUGAGAUUCUGCCACUUCUACCUGAUUUUGAUCGGUACAAAGAUCAGUUUGUCCUGGCGGCCUUUGAUAGUGAUCCUACAGCUGAUUCAGAAGUCUAUAAUAAGUUGGACAGAUCAGUCCGUGACGCCCAUGAAUCACAGGGAAUUAUGAAGAGUUUUGUGGGAAAUGGUUCUGAUCCGUCAAAGCCUGAAAAGUUUUUGGCAUAUAUGGUGCCUUCACCAGAUGAGAUAUCAAAGGAUUUGUAUGAUGAAAGUGAAGAUAUCUCAUAUAAUUGGGUUAGAGAAUACCAUUGGGAUGUAAGGGGUGAUGAUGCUGACGACCCAACAACAUAUCUUGUUACUUUUGAUGGAGAUGCAGCACGCUAUUUGUCUCUUCCCACAAAGCUUGUUUUAAGAAAAAAGAGGGCAAAAGAGGGAAGGUCCAGUGAUGAGGUUGAACAUUAUCCCAUACCUUCAAGAGUGACUGUUAGGCGGAGAUCCACCGUAGCUGCAAUUGAACUGAAAGAUCCAGGAGAUUAUGCAAGUUCCAAGGGUGAUAUUUCAGGCUCAAAGAGAGAAAGGUCGUCCAUUGAACAUGGGCUGGAAAUGCGGCACAAGGUUGCCCGUGUCCAAGACAUGGAACUCUCUAGCGGAGCAGAAGACGACAUGUCUGAUUGAUUGCCGAUGAUUUAAUACUGCUAAUUUCUGCCUUCCAUUGAAGGCUUUCUAAUUAGCCUUCCUGGUGGAAUGUUUGGAAAACGCUCGAGUUGGAUGCUGCUCUUACAGAAGGUCAAUGGUAAUCCAAUAUUCUUACAAUGUCAUUCACCA